GUACGUCAGCCUGUCAAUCACGCGCGCUUCCUUACAACUACACUUCACAGUGACCCACGCAGCUUUUAUCUCUUCUGAUGAGCGUCCUCAGGCCCUUCAAAGCGAACGAUCUGUUCAGAUUCAAUAACAUUAAUUUGGAUGUCUGGACGGAAACUUACGGUAUCACCUUCUACCUAACCUACCUUCAAAGGUGGUCAGACCUCUGUUUCACUCAAGAAAGUCCAAGAGGCCGAUUACAAGGCUAUAUUCUCGGGAAGGCCGAAGGUGCACAAACAGAAUGGCAUGGCCACAUCACAGCCGUAUCCGUCGCUCCAGAGUACCGCCGUCUCUCUCUAGCACGAAACAUGUGCCAGCGUCUCGAAUUCGCAUCAGACGAGACGUACAAAGGCUACUUCGUGGAUCUUUAUGUGCGCUGUAACAAUGCGCUGGCCAUCACGAUGUACGAGGGUAUGGGAUAUAGCGUAUAUCGACGAGUAAGAGAAUACUACGGUAAUCUGGGGAUAGGCAAGGACGGACGAGACGAGGAAGACGCGUUUGAUAUGCGAAAAUGUCUCUCACGCGACGCGGCUCAACGAUCUAUACGGCCCAAUGGUCGAGAUAUGAUAGUCAGCGCUCAUGAUGUCUCGUAAACAGGUAGACGUAUUUCGCGGAUGCUCGCUCACGAGCCGCUGCAUCCAUUGCUAUGCACCGAACAAAAUAUACUGAGCAGCCAGCUCCUCAUCAUAAAACUGUACCAAUGUGGCGCUUCAUCAGAUCUCUGGAGGUGGCCCAGGAACGAACUGGAUGAUGCCAGGUGGGACACCGGCCUCCUGGUAGAUCAGGCAGUUGGAAUAUAUGGCCACUGGGGAAGGCUUCCAGACAGCUAUAUUACCAACGAGCGCGGGAGCUAAGAAAUGGCUCGCUCAGAACGCAUAAAAUAAUGAUAAUUGCUCGUACACCUGGAAGCUUGCCACCAAUUGCACUGAAGUCGCACGAUGCUCUAUGCGGCUAUCCAAGCAUCGG
Messenger RNA from Suillus clintonianus, 1002 nucleotides. Its product is annotated as acyl-CoA N-acyltransferase. NCBI's taxonomy places the organism in Eukaryota, Fungi, Basidiomycota, Agaricomycetes, Boletales, Suillaceae. The transcript has 5 exons. Gene Ontology annotation, molecular function: protein-N-terminal amino-acid acetyltransferase activity. Bases 78 to 629 code for a protein of 183 amino acids. Gene Ontology annotation, biological process: N-terminal peptidyl-methionine acetylation. Gene Ontology annotation, cellular component: NatB complex. The record is from RefSeq and is a predicted model, not a curated record.